CUUUAAGUAUAGUACACACUGGAUUUGAAGUCGACUUACCACUGACUCAUCUUCUCUCUUCACAUAUCUGAUCUCUCUCUCUCUCUGUGUUGAAAGUAGAAGACCAGCUUCAAUGGCGAAAAUUGCGUGGCCUAUUCUACUUUCUCUUCUCUUCCUCUCCGCUGCUGUUGCUUCUAACACCCAUGUGAAAGUUACUGAUAAUCCCGCGGAUCAGUUAGUUGCGGAGAUUGACGCAAAUAGAACUGCACACAAGUCGUCGUCCCUCUAUAGCAAUCAAGGUCUGGCCUGCAUAGCUCUCCAGUACAUAAAAGCCUACCAAGGUGAUUGUGGCGCGGUAGGAGGGUCAGACGCCAAGAAGCCUUCCGAUUCCUUAUUUGCUGAAACUUUCGCCCCCAAUUGUGGCGUUGAGGUCUCAACCCUCUCUCCGCUCACCGGCCGUUUGCUCGGCUGCCAGUCUCAUUAUGUCAGCCCUCAGAAAGCAUUUUCGGAAAUCCUGAUGAAAAAUGAGAAGAGCUUAGAGAUAGUCUAUAGCAAGAAUCAUACUGAAGUGGGAGCUGCUGUGAGUGGCUCUGAUGGAGGGGGCCCCUAUUUCUGGUGUGUCUUGUUUAGCGGUGGCAAAAAGAACAGCAGCUUUGUUCUAGCGGGAAGUGUGGCAAAAAUAACAAAGCCCGGAUGCUUCAGUGGCGCUAAUGAUGUGUGUAGCGCCGGCGAUUGGUCCAGAAGCAUUCACUUGUGGCAAUUUGUUGUUACGGCUUUGGCUGCAGUGGGAUACGCCUUCGCGUUAUGAUCAUGUCUUGUACGAAUCCGAAGUACUGUUAUUUCAAUUGAUUUGGAGGCCUCUUUUCUUUUUGUUUGUUGCAUUCAUAGGCUUGGCCUCAGUUGUAUGUUUGCUAUUUCUCAUUUUGAUUGGAUGUAGAGAGUGUAAGUGCGAGAUCCACGCCAUUCAUUUCUUCAGUUCUCUUCACGGUGUAAAAUUAUGUAUUGCAUGGAUUUUCUAAGGAUGAUAAACUCUUGUUUUUCGGCUCUGAAAAUCCAAGCAUCAGCGUUAACUAGCCAAAUUUGCUUUCCUCGCCACCUAUUUAGUACUGCUUUCA
This is a messenger RNA of Morus notabilis, 1094 nucleotides long. RefSeq lists its product as uncharacterized. Bases 113 to 787 code for a protein of 224 amino acids. NCBI's taxonomy places the organism in Eukaryota, Viridiplantae, Streptophyta, Magnoliopsida, Rosales, Moraceae. The transcript is spliced from 2 exons. The record is from RefSeq and is a predicted model, not a curated record.